AUGAACAACCAAACUAGAGGGGGUUUUGGACGUGGCCGUUGGCAAAAUGAUAGAGGAACUGGACCUUUUCCUCGACCUGGACCUUUUCCUCAAAGGCAAAACUAUGGAUAUAAUUCAAAGUUUUUCAAUGGCCGUCGGGAUGAACGAUUUGUUUCUGAACUAAGGCUUUCAAAGAGUGAAGAGACAUUAGCAAGAAAAUGUAUAACAAUCCAGGAGCCAUCUGAACUUGCAUGUUAUAGUCGUGGAGGAGAUGGAGAUGUUUACUUUGAUGAUCUCAACUUGAUAUUGGCAACUGCCUAUCUUAAAAGCGAACCUUGGGAAAUGGGGGUGCAUAAAAGGAAUGGAGUUGUCUAUCUUGGUGUGCAUAAACUUCCAGAAAGGCUACAGAGUGAAUGUUAUUGGGGAUACUGUUUUGAGAGCCUGGCCACUGUAGAUGGAAAAAGAGCUGAUGGGGACCGGAAACAUCAUGUUGAUUCCAACGUUGAAUUUUGUCCUGUAAUUGAAACUAAAUUAGGAGCUCAUCGUAUUUUGAUGGGUGCAGAAAUUGAUUGCUGUGAUUUAACCGACGAUGGGAGGAAGUUUUAUGUUAUUGAAGACAAGUCGCGAGAUAUUGGCAGUUGCUGUGUCAUAAAACCGACAACUUCAACUGUCCUAGUUUCCGAAAAUAUAAAAUGA
Molecule: messenger RNA, 675 nt
Organism: Cornus florida
Lineage: Eukaryota; Viridiplantae; Streptophyta; Magnoliopsida; Cornales; Cornaceae
Product: NAD-capped RNA hydrolase DXO1-like
Exons: 6
Coding region: 1-675 (224 amino acids)
Biological process (GO): NAD-cap decapping; nuclear-transcribed mRNA catabolic process
Cellular component (GO): cytosol; nucleus
Molecular function (GO): mRNA 5'-diphosphatase activity
Source: RefSeq, a predicted model, not a curated record